AUGGACCCUGGGACCUUCACCGGCCGCGUGACGCGCAGCCGCGCACGCGGGCUCACGCCUGCAACCGCCCCUGCUGGUAGGAAGAAGAGGGGCACGUCCGAUGGCACCACCCCUUUCAAGCAGGAUGUCGGCGACGCCGACACCACCUCGCCCCGCGGCCAGCAGGUUACGCCGGCGUGCAAGCCUGCUGCCGCGGCAGCCGCCGACACAGCGGGCCCAGUCGACCAGCUGCAGGCCUUCCAGCACCCUGCAGCAACGCCAGAGAGCGUCGCCGCAGCGACGGAUCCGGCGGCACCAGAGCAAGAGGCGGAUGUGCCGUGCACUGAGCAUGCGGCAGCGGGCGAGGAGGGGGGCGUGCAGGAGCAGGAUGAGACCAUGCAGGAGGAGGAACAGCACAUGCAGCAGCAGCAUGAGCAGGAGGAUGAGGCGGAGGAGGCGCAUGAGGAGGAAGGGGCUGUGGCGCAGGAAGAGGCGGAGGUGCAUGAGAGCAGCGCGUCGGCCCCGGCCGCCGUGACCAAGCCGACGCCCGCGCGGCUGCUGUCCGGCGCGUUCCCCGCCGCCUCCGCAGCCACCCCCGCGGCGCCGCCGACGGCGAGCACCAUCCCAGGCCUCACGCCCAUCGAGCCCGGCACGCUGCCCUGCGCGUCGCCCCCUGACGCCGGCGCGACGGCGGCCUCAGAUGACCUGCGCCCCACAAACCUGGCUGCCAUGCUCGGCUGGACCCCUGCCGCGGACGCCGCCGGCGCGACGCCCGGCAGCGGCGCAGCCGCAGCUUCGUUCAGCCCAGGGGCCGACGACCUGAUUGCCCAGAUCCUGGCCAACCCCGACGCCGGCACGCCGCCGCCCCAGGCCGCCCCCGACGCGACCCCUGUGCUGGGGCUCGUCACUGACCCGGACGCCUCGCGGCAGCUGCGCGGCACGGCGGCGGCAGUCGCCCCGGCACCGGCGCCGGUGGCGGCCGCGGCGACGUUUGCGGACCGCAUGGGGGCGGCCGGCUUCGGGUCCCCUCAGGAGGUAGCGGCGCCGCCGCCCGCGCCCGCGCAGCUGCCGCUUGCCGACGAGGCGCCGUCGGCGCCGCCGCUGCCCGAGGGCGUGGCCGCGGCGUCAGCGGCCCCUGCGCAGCAGGCUGUGGCGGCCGCGGCCGGGGCCGGCGGCCAAGCGGUCGACACAGAAGCCAGCCCAGAGCUGCUAGUGGUCCUGCGCACGCCCGCGCAGCCCCACCACGGCCCCGCGCCCCGCGCGCGCGCCCCGGCCGCCGUCGCCCCGACGGCCGCGGCCGCUGGCGUGCGCGGCUCGCGUCUGGCGGUGUCGACGAGCGCGGCAGCGGCCGGCGUGCCGCGGACGGCGGCGGCCGCCACAACCAGCGUCACGCGCAGGGCGCCCGCGGGCAACGCGGCCACAGCCAAGGCACCCCGCGCGGCGCCCGCCCCCGAGCUGGCUGCGGCGGUGCUGUCGGCCAGCCCCGGCCACACGCCCUUUGUCAAGGACGCGCGCACGACGUCCGCCCACCGCGCCGCUGCCUCCAAGGCCGCCACCGCCAUGGCCGCCAUCAACGCCGCCGCCGCACCCGCGCCCGCGCCCACCGGCGGCCGCGCCGGCGGCGGGUCGCCCCCCGAGCAGCAGCCCGCGCCCGCGCCGGCGCCGGCGCCCGAGAGGAAGCGCUCCUCCGGCUCCAGCGGCGCCGUCCACGUCCCCUCGCGCCUUUUCGCGCCGACCGCGUCGUCCCUCGCCCGCGCCGCGGCCGCAGCCGCCAGCGCGGGCCACACACCGGGCGCGGCCGCGCUGCGGCCGCGCAGCGUGGUGGUCGUGCCGGAGGCGCCGUCGGGGCCGAGCCUCAACGCGUUGAAGAAGACAGUGAGGGAGGCGCUCGACGCGCGGAGGCGGGAGAAGGAGGAGAGGAUUGCAAUCGCGGCCGGCGGCAGGGCCAACGCCGGGGCGGCGGAAGUCGGCGAGGCACGCCGCAGGGCCGCGGCCGAGGAGGACGGCGACGAGAACAACCCCAUUGAGGAGCAGCGCACGGCGGCCGAGGAGCGCCGCGCGCGGCGCGAGGCCAAGGCGGCGGGCGCGCUCAAGGCGCCGGCGGCCGCGCGGCCGGAGUGGAACGCGCGGCGCAACCCAGCGGCGAGCAAGGCCGCGGAUGACCUGGCGGGCGCGCUCGGCGCCAUGAACAUCCGCAAGGGCCCCAAGCCCGCCUCCGACGCGCCCCUGCGCGGCGUGCCGCCGCCGCGCGGCACGCACACGCGGUUCGACGAGGAAGGCCAGGGGCAGGACAGCCCGCAGCGCACCAAGCUGCGCGGCGUGCCCGCGGCGCGCGGGGCGCGCAAGACGUUUGACGAGUGA
Monoraphidium neglectum is the source of this 2340-nucleotide messenger RNA. RefSeq lists its product as hypothetical. NCBI's taxonomy places the organism in Eukaryota, Viridiplantae, Chlorophyta, Chlorophyceae, Sphaeropleales, Selenastraceae. The transcript has 6 exons. The coding region runs from base 1 to 2340 and encodes 779 amino acids. The record is from RefSeq and is a predicted model, not a curated record.